GCUCGCCCAUGACGAGCCCAUUAGGGUUUUUUGCCCCUAGUUUCCUUGCCUCCUAUAUAACAUGUUCUCUCGCCACGCCGCCGCCCCUCUCUUCUCCAUCCCUCGCUCCUGCUGCUGCUGCUGCCGCCGCCGCCCUCCUCCGCCUGGAGGUCUCCUCGCCGGCCGUAGCCAUGGUGAAAUACUCGAGAGAUCCCACCAAUCCCACCAAGUCCGCCAAGGCCAUGGGCCGGGACUUGCGUGUUCACUUCAAGAACACCCGUGAGACAGCUUUUGCUCUCAGGAAUUUGCUACUUGUCAAGGCCAAAAGGUACCUUGAGGAUGUGAUCACCCACAAGCAGGCCAUCCCCUUCCGCAGGUACUGUGGUGGUGUUGGGCGUACUGCUCAGGCUAAGAACCGCCACUCAAAUGGACAGGGACGCUGGCCUGUCAAGUCUGCUAGAUUCAUUCUGGAUCUUCUAAAGAAUGCAGAGAGCAAUGCUGAGGUCAAAGGUCUUGAUGUCGACACCCUCUACGUGUCGCACAUUCAAGUGAACCAGGCCCAGAAGCAGAGGCGCAGGACCUACCGUGCUCAUGGACGCAUCAACCCUUACAUGUCCUCCCCGUGCCAUAUUGAGCUGAUCUUGUCGGAGAAGGAGGAGCCGGUGAAGAAAGAGGUUGAGUCUCAGAUCGCAACCAGGAAGGCCUAGAGAAGGAAGCGGUCUGCCUACUUUCUUUACUAGAGUGGAUUUGUAGCUUCUGUCAGUGGCUGAGUGGAAAUUUUGGUUGAUUAUCUGUUGUUUCGCUUAUCUGAAUACUACUAGUUCAUACUUUGUCAAACCCUUGAUCACAAGAAUUCACAAUUCUGGAGAAGUGCUUGUGGAUUGUUUUCA
Molecule: messenger RNA, 869 nt
Organism: Phragmites australis (common reed)
Lineage: Eukaryota; Viridiplantae; Streptophyta; Magnoliopsida; Poales; Poaceae
Product: large ribosomal subunit protein uL22-like
Exons: 7
Coding region: 9-686 (225 amino acids)
Biological process (GO): cytoplasmic translation
Cellular component (GO): cytosolic large ribosomal subunit; ribosome
Molecular function (GO): structural constituent of ribosome
Source: RefSeq, a predicted model, not a curated record